AUGGCCAACAUGCAAAUUGUCCCAGCUUACAAGAAUAUUGUGGAGGCACAGUACGUUGAAAUGAUGGUUCCUUUGUAUUCUUUUGGAUGCGAGAAGAAAAUCAAGAAAACCUUAUCCACUCUUAAAGGCAUAUACUCUAUAAAUGUGGAUUACUAUCAACAAAAGGUGACUGUGUGGGGAAUUUGCAACAAAUAUGAUGUGCUAGAAACCGUGAGAAGCAAGAGAAAAGAGGCUCAUUUUUGGAACCACGAAGACAACGUUGAAUUAGAGAGUUCACAAUCAUCCUCAUCCCCACCAACUCCUCCACCACCCUUCCCUCACAAGGAUUUUAAGCCUUCUUUAUCUUUGACUAAGGUUAGGUCUCUAAGUUUGAAAGCAUGGAAGAGGGUCUUUGCUAGAUCAUAUUCUUUCUAG
Molecule: messenger RNA, 414 nt
Organism: Abrus precatorius (Indian licorice)
Lineage: Eukaryota; Viridiplantae; Streptophyta; Magnoliopsida; Fabales; Fabaceae
Product: heavy metal-associated isoprenylated plant protein 28
Exons: 2
Coding region: 1-414 (137 amino acids)
Molecular function (GO): metal ion binding
Source: RefSeq, a predicted model, not a curated record